Ogataea angusta is the source of this 2037-nucleotide messenger RNA. RefSeq lists its product as uncharacterized. The coding region runs from base 1 to 2037 and encodes 678 amino acids. The transcript has a single exon. The record is from RefSeq and is a predicted model, not a curated record. Lineage: Eukaryota; Fungi; Ascomycota; Pichiomycetes; Pichiales; Pichiaceae.
AUGCACAUUUACCCGGCCCAUGAAAAAUUGUGUCCUGCUAAAGCAUUCUUUGUGUUAAGCAUGAGUUAUAUUGCGGGCGAGAACGUGCACUUUGACUACGAAGGGCACUCGGUCCGCAUGAAACCGCAAGCGAGAACCCAUGCUGGCGCAAAAGUGAAGGUCCAGGUCCAGCUCAACAACGAGAAAGACGAGUAUCCGGAGUCGAGGGUUAUCAAGAUAGGCGAGAACGGCGACGUUGUGGUGAGCGAGCUGAGCGAGCUGAGCUCGGCGGACGCGCACAGCCACUCCGAGCACAGCGACGACGAGUACUGCCACUCGUGCGACCACGACAACUGCUCCGAGCACUUUGAGGACUACGACGAGGACUACGACGAGUGCGUGCACCACCGGCCGCCCACGGCACACGAAAAGAUGUACUGGAGCAGCACGCUGCCGAGCGUGGAGGAGCGCGAGCAGGUGCGGCAAUUCUGGACGCAGCUGGACGCGCAGAAGCGCCGCGAUCUGCUCAACGUCGAGUACAGCGAGGUGUACAAGGUUGUGCACGAGAACCCGCCCGGGUGCAACUGCCAGGGCUGCAGCGGGCCGAAAAAGGCGUUUGAGCGCGACCUGGAGAAGCUGUACCACGCGAUGCGCAUGACUGCGAACGAGGAUCUCGAGCUGAGCUCUGCGCUCGUGCACGAGAUGCUGGGGCUCGAGGACCCGAAGCCGGCGCCCACGACGAUCCAGGACAUCGGCCGUGUGGCGGACGACAUCCUGAACAACAACGGCAGCUCGUUCAUCGACCUGGUGGAGCAGCUGGACGAGGAGCGCGGCGCGCGACCCGACGACGGCGACGGCGACGACGAAUACGACUACGAGGAGGAGUACGAGCUCGAGAGCGAGCGGCAGCGCAAGCAGCUGCACAACGCGUACCGGUAUCUGCAGGUGGUGAUUGCGCGGAUCAUCAGCGGGCGGCUGGUGGCUGCGUACAAGGAGAAGGUGGCCGAGGACAGCACGCGGCAGCUGAUCGAGGAGCUGGAGGCAGAGGAGCGCCGCAAGAAGGAGAAGGAGGAGAAGGAGCGCCGCAAGAAGGAGAAGCUCAAGGAGAAGAAGCGGCUGCAGCAGCUGGCGAAGGAGGAGGAGCGCCGCAAGCGCGAGGAGGACAAGCUCGAGCAGGAACGCAUACACCAGGAGGAGAUGCGGCGCAAGACGGAGGAGGGCCGCCGGCGCAAGGAGGAAGAGCGACGCAGGCGCGAGGAAGAGCAGCGGCGGCGCGAGGAGGAGCAGCGGCGGCGGCGCGAGGAGAAGCAGCGCAAGGAGGAGGAGAAGCGUCGCGAGAAGGAGCGGCAGGAGCGCGAGGCCAGCGUGGACGGGGCCGAGAACGGCAGCGCUCCGGCGCCGACAAACGGCUCUCACGAGCCGGCAAACGGCGCCGUCUCCGCCGCCCCCGUGCAGUACUCCGCCGAACAGCUCAGCCAGCUGCUCUCCAAACUCAACAUCCCUGUCGAGAAGCCGGCCCGCGAGCCAGUGCCCGCCACACCGCCGUCCCAGAACCCGCCUCACAGCCUGUUCGACUUCCCGCAACCGCAGCUGCCCCCCCUCGAGGUGCCGCAGCUGUCCUCGCUGGACCUGUUCCCAGACCCGCUCACACAGCUCAAGCAGCCGUUCCCGUCCAUCAGCAGCUCCAUCUGGGACCUGCCAGCGUCGCAAAAGUCCAUCUGGGGCACCUCCUCCAUCUGGUCCAAACCGUCUGCGCUAUCGCCCGCACAGAUCGAGGCAGUGCAGAUCGAAACGAUCAAGGCAACUGCAACGCUGGUUGCAGAUAACCAGUGUUAUCCGGCAAAUUUACUCUAUGCAUGCACCCGUCAGGCAAUGCUGUCCCUGUACGGCCUGGACCUGACAAUGGAUCAAUUCGCAGACAGUCUGGCGUCAAAGGUGAGCCAGAAGCUGGGCGUCGCGUUCGAAGUCAUCUACGACGAACUGGCAACGCCCGCGUUGGUGAAAGUGUCGCCCGUCCCGACGGGCGCGAGCUUAAAUACGUGGAAUAUCGGGUUUUAA